This is a messenger RNA of Prorocentrum cordatum, 969 nucleotides long. NCBI's taxonomy places the organism in Eukaryota, Dinophyceae, Prorocentrales, Prorocentraceae. The record is from the annotation of a GenBank genome assembly.
GCCGCCAUGCGUAAGGCCAAGCGCAACCAGCGUGAUGAGCCAUGCAGGUGCUCCCUGCGCCGCUGCCUCUGGUGCGGGGUUCCCGGGCUGGCGGCGGCUGGUCUGCUGGGCGUGGCGCUGUCUCCAGUGCACACUGGAGAGCUCGUAGCGGCCGUGGUGCUGGACGGCACGCAGUCGGGCGAAGGGCUGUGGAAGACCACGCCGGGCCGCCCGGUGCGCUUCGUCAGCGUGCCCCUGAACGGAGGGGAGGAGGUCGCCGAGCUGCUGGGGCUCCCCGCGGAGAUGCCGGGCGGCGCGUGCCGCCCGCCGGGGCCGCCGCUGGCGGCCGGCGGCGCCGGAGGCCGCGGCCUGGGCGAGAGCUUCUGCAUCGUGCAGGACCCAGACCCGUACGAGCGCAUGAUCGCGCAUUUCCGGGCCUCGGUGAGGGGCAGGCCGAUGCAGCCGAAGGGCUGCCUGGACGACGGCCUGGACGCCUUCGUCAACCGGACGCUGAACGGCACCGCCGCCGGCGCCGGGGGGGGCGGCGCCUGCCGACCGUGGCCGCAGGCGGGCUACGUGCGCGGCUGCGCCCGGCGGCUGCGCCUCGAGCUGCUCCCGCGGGAGCUGAACGACUUCCUCGAGGCCCAGGCGCGUCUCCGAGAGAGACCCGACAUAAUGAAGACUUGUGCUAUGCUGUCGCCGCGCAGCCUCACCUCAGCCUCACGGGCUCUCAUCGAGGCGGCCUUCGAGGAGGACUUCUCGCUAGUAGGUGCAACACGCUUGCGCGAUCCAGAGUUCAUCCACAUCCCGCGAACUGGAGGCACCACCGUGGAGGCCGUCGCCUUUCGCUACGUGCUGUGGGGCGGCAACCAUCCUAUGAUGCAUUCCAAGCGCAGCAGAUCGGAGGCGUCCCCGGCCGCAAGUGCUACAAGCUGCACCUCCCGCCCUCCCAGAUGCCGCUGGUCUACGAGGAGGAGACGUUCUGCGUGA